Cygnus olor (mute swan) is the source of this 13701-nucleotide messenger RNA. It is a transcript of the gene SPECC1, whose product is annotated as sperm antigen with calponin homology and coiled-coil domains 1. Lineage: Eukaryota; Metazoa; Chordata; Aves; Anseriformes; Anatidae. The transcript is spliced from 13 exons. The record is from RefSeq and is a predicted model, not a curated record. Gene Ontology annotation, cellular component: filamentous actin; microtubule organizing center. The coding region runs from base 5827 to 8736 and encodes 969 amino acids. Gene Ontology annotation, molecular function: protein binding. Gene Ontology annotation, biological process: actin cytoskeleton organization.
AGCCUCAACUCUUGAUUUUUUUUUUUUUUUUUGUAAAUUGUCAUUCAUAUUGCUGUCAAGCUGUCAGAGUUAAUGUGCCAAUGGCUAAAUAUGAUACCUGUGCCUUCAAUUCCUUCCUGGGUCUAGGAGAACACUUACCAUAAGUCCGUUUGUUCAUUGCUCAUUGUUUGUCCUGCAGUUUAUGUAAAAAGAAAAGUCUUGGUUUCCCUGUAGAAUGUAGUUUUCUGUGGUGGUAGUGAUGGUAUUCAGAAAAGAGAGCCUUUAACUAAAUGAGGAUAACCGGCUGCUACCAGGCUUAGCGUUGGUGCUGGGAAAGUUCACUCACUUGGGAAACUUGGACAAGAAAAAUUCAAUCAUGGUUGAUUUUAGAAGGGAGAAUGGUGUAUGGUAUUGCACAUAUCACUCAUUAGAUAUGUUUCUUUCCCAUCAAAAUUGAAAAUGUUGCAGACUAGACAUUUCAGAGCUUCCUGCACAUUUAUAGAGUUGUCAUUUCAAGGUUCCCACAUGAGAAUAAUACACAGAAUCCAUCAACAUUACUGCCUUUCUUUAUGCUACUUGUCUGCUUGGCCAGUGUUUGUCAUUUUUCCAUUGUGGGGUAACUGUUUAGAUUCAGGUGAAGCUAAUCCAGACUAAAGCCUUUUUUUACGUGGUCAAAAAAAACAAGCAAAAGUAUUUAUCUUAAUAAAUGCUUUUUAAAAAAUUUCAAUGCAAAAUCUAAUUGACAGUUUUAAUUCUUCCUAAGAUGCUAACAGACCCCAAUUAAAACAGGGAAAAAGGAAAGUGAUUUCUUUUGAAGGACAGCCCUCUGUUGACCUUGGGACCUUGUUACUCCCCCAUACAUCAGUUUUUGACAGGGUCUGCUUUUUGUGAUCUGUGACAGAUCAAAGGACUACUGUAGGUUUGUAGAGGAUUGCUGCGCGUUGCAUUCAGUCUCGUUACUGUCUCAUUUUUGUGAAAGAUACAGACAAGUGUGAGAGACAUUAAUGAGCUUGGUGCAUUCUGUUCCACAAGGCUUCACCAGAAACCAAAUGACUGAUCUCAUCUGGGCUUUCCCAGGAACAAUAAAUAUGCUUUAAAACUUCUUCUGGAAAGCUGGUUGCAUUUUGCUACCCUUUCCAUGUACAAGAGACAGCUUUUGCAUAAUUCUUUCAUAUAUAAAAAAAAAAAAAGAGAUUUUAGCUCCAGAAGUGAAGUGAUAUAAAAAGGAAAGGAGGACUGGGGGAGGGGAAUGCUUUGCCAAGAUGUCAUUCAAGUAGGCAAGAAGUACUGCAGGAAUUUAGCAUGCAAAACAAUGUGAAAAUAUACGUCUGCAUUUGCAUCCAUAGCUCCCAUGUAUCUGUACACACAUACUGACAUCCACAUCUGCAUGGUUGGUUGUAACGUACUGGUGCAACUGUGAAUCUGAACCUUAACCUCUCAUGUUACAAAACAUUAUCUGUGAUUUCCCUAGGUAGGAAGUAAUCAGGCUAAGUUUCAGCACAAUUUUAGGAGAUUUUACCAAGUAACCUGCAAAUGGAAAGGUCAAGAAUUGAGGUAAAUGAAAUUUGGCAUUCCACAUUCAGUUUAUGGCAUCUGAUAGAUUUGUAUUUUAUAGUCUCUUCAGGCAUUUUUUGUUCACUCCGCAUGCUUCCACUGUGUCAGUAGUUUGAAAAAUUUGGAAUAUCGCUGUUUCAUACUUCCUACAAUGAAGGUUUAAAAGAUUAUGCUGGCCAAGGAGCUAGCUCCUCACAUUUACAAGUACAGAAACUGGACUUAGGAUGUGUUACAGUCUGUGCACUGCGUAGAGAAGGGCUGAAAUCUGCAGUUUUCUUAGAUGUCUCUUACUUAUCAAAUUGCUCUUAUUUCUUCUUGCAAUGAUUUUUCCCUCAUGAUAGCCUGCACAUUCAAGUGCAUCUGUUCACCUCUAAAUAAUUUGCUGGAAAAAGUUUCUGUACAACAUUUGUUGCCAUGUUAAAUUUCCCUGUUCCUUUGAUCUUUGUUCUUUCUUUCUGUAGCCCAUGGACAAUUCUACAUCUUAGCAUUGCUUGGAAUGGGUACUGCUUCACGUGGCUGUUCUUCAGGAUUCUUUUUCUGUUUUGAUAAAUACCGUGGUAGGAUAUCUUAAUGAGAAAAGGCACUUAUUCCGGUAGGGCAGAAGGAGCUCACCUGUUCUUUAAUAAAAAAUCGGAGUCGUGUUAUUAAACUCUGGUAACCAUUGGCUCAAGAUCUCAGACUUAUGAUUCCUUGAAUUAGGGAGAUCUAUUGAUUGAUGCUCUCUUUCUGUUCUAAAGGUGGAAUAGGAAGGUUGACUAGCAUAAUUAUUCUUUUGUUCUGUCACUGGGCGUAUUAUGAGCCGCCUUCUAUAACCAGGAAUGGAGUGAGAGCAGUUCAUUACAGUGACUGCUGGGAUUUCUGAUACCUGAUUCCGUUAAGGAUAACAACUUCUUUGAGAGGCAUUCACAGACUGUCUGCAGUCAUCCUGCAUUAUUAAACGAGUGAGAAUUAACUUGUGCUGACAGUGCAGUCUGCAGUAUGUUCCGUUGUCAUUUUUGCUGCUGUCCUAAUGUACUGCACAAUUUACAUUUACUGCACUGAAUCUGUAUUAAAACAUUUUAAUGUUUUGCAGGCAACUUUUUGUUACAGCAGGCUGUGAAAUACACAGGCUUUUUUCUCUUUUGUAUAUUCCCUGAGAAUGACUUCCUUGGCACAUGUUUACAACCCCAGGACCUGAGCCAGUUAAGAGGAUUCAGUGUGCGGCAGGGAUACUGAAAUGCAAAAUCUUAAAGGCUGUAAUGACUCGUUAAAUUGUUAAUAGUUAAUUGGCUCAAGCCAACACAUACAGGGAAGAUCCAUUACAGCUCUAAGCAAACUGUGAAGAUCACAAGAGCCUUGCUAGAGAUAACAGAAAAGAGAUCAUGCUUGGAUAGUCCUAGAACAGUAUGCAUCUAGGAUCUCUUGGUUUGUGUUCAUUUUCAGGCUUCUUUGCUGAAGUUGUUCAGCAAAGUCAACACAACCUGGUGUUGACUACCUGCCUUAGGUUAAUAAUCAGCUUUUCCUUCAGCUGGUUUGAAGAGAAAUGAUCCCUAGCACACAGUCUCUAGGCCUAAACGUUUCACAGCCAAACUGCCUUGGCGGAGUGCCAUUCUGUUUGCACUUUGAGAAUGGGAGGGAGGGAAGGAAAGGAAUGCAAAGCUGGCCUGGUUUAACAAGUAUGCAUAUCGGGAGAGGGCUUGGUAUUCCUUCUAUUAUUUUUUCACUGUUUUUUCAGCAGCUUGUGACUUACACUAGAUUUUAAUAUUAUCAAGUAAAAGGGAGGGUUUGACAGCUACAUCUCAGAUGGAUUCACAAGUAAUAUUAGUGCUCGUAAAGUCUCCAGCAUUAAUAGAAGUAGAGCAUGGUGGUGUGAACACUGGUACUGAUGGGCACUGUCCACACUUAGGGUCCAUUCAGUUUAGGUCAGUCUCGACGAGAAGGUCCAACCUCUGGAGGUCCUGCUCAGCCUCUGUAACUUCUAUAGGUUGUAGCCUUGCGAAGAGGCUGUCAGUUAUCUGGUUGCUAGAAAUUUGGGAACAUUCUGCAGCGCUUUCACCCUUCUUUUGACAGUGGAUUAUAGUUUGAACUUUCAGUAGUUAUGCUAGCUUGCUGUGCUGUGAGAGCAGGAUGCAAGGAGAGUUAUGUCUGCCAACUAAGUCCUGUCAUUUACCUAGUCAUUUUUAAAAGCUGAGUAUAUCAUACCUUGAGUAAUUCAUUCCUAUUCUUACUAUAUAGAAAAGGCAUGUUAGUGUGUAUUUUGUUUGGCAGUCCCACGAGUGGAUAGUGCAAAAGAUGAGUCAGUCUUUGUGCCUAGGAAGAAACCAGCUCAUCUACGUUAUAGCGAUGAAAUUGUUUGUUCGUAAAAUGUUCAGAUAAUAAAUGGUUGCUUAAAGAUUGAGCCAUGUGUCUGUCAUAAUUCAUUACCUAUGUAAUAUGGUGGAAGUUGUGUGCCAUAUCCCUUUUUCGUUAUCCUCAGUUUGAGUUUCAGGCUUCAAAAAUGGUGAUCUUGGCCUCUGUGGUUUCUGCUCAGGCUAGCUUUAUUUUAAAGCUUGCACUCUAGCUUUCCCUAUGGGCUUGGCCCUGCAGUCUUUUGCCUGACGUAAUUCUUUUUAUCAUGGUGUCAGAAUUUUCUGACUCAUGUUUCAUGCUGUUGUCAAAAAUAGCAGAUCGGUUCUUCCAGUCAGGACACUUCUACAGUGUUCAGAUUUCAAGCGUGUUUGCUCUGACUCGGUGAUUACGUUUUAUAACUGCUGCACACUGUAUCCCACACUGUACUGGGACCACGAUACCCUAUUCCCUCUGUGUUACAGAAGUGGAAAGCUGCUGAUGAAAUAAUAAAUGGUCAGUGGCAGGAUAUAUCAACCCAAGAUUAUAUUGACUAAUGCAAUUCUUCUGGAGAAUCCUGUUGAAGAAAAGCAGAAGUUACACUUUAAUCUCUAAUAGAAGAAAAUCUUUGCAUUGGAGAUAUAUAUCAAGAGUGGUUGGAGGACAUUUAGAUCUGCACCCUUGAGAAAACUGGUGGUGUGUUUAAUACCUCCUAGUAGGAUGCAAAGUUUAAGAGACCGUAAGAUGACUUUUAGAAAAAUAAUGCAUCAUCAGUCAUCCUUUUUUACAGAACUUAUAUGACUUAUUCGUUAAACAAAGCAUUUUGUACUUGACAAGUCAUAAAAUAUUGUAGACAGGAGUUUUGUUUAAUGUCAUCCAAAUACAGACGGAUGUAUGAAAGCUUUUAGCUUCAUCCAUAAAGUGUCAGAGCAAGAACGAUGAAAAAUUACAAUUGACAACUAACUCACCCUGUUACACUGAAAUACUAGAAAAAUUCUGGUUUUAUCUUACCGAACAAUCUCCUUUCUUAUUUGAAACUGGAUUCACAACAGGCUGUCUUAAUUUCUGCAUACUUUAUUUUCAGUCUGGUUUGAGCCUAAGACACAUUGGUGUGCUAUUUCAAUUUGGUUUUAACCCUCUUGUUGAAACCAAGACUUGAAGAAGAUGACUGUUAAUUAUCCACACAAUGGAAACUGCUGGAGUCAUUGUGUUCUCAUUUCCCAUGUACACCAUGGCUCCUCCGGUAGUGAGGAGCAUCUUGAGUUCUUCCUUUGGAAGAUCAGCAAUUCCCUGAAAGUCCCUGGGGAUGGACUUGCCUCAUGCACCUCUUCUUGCACUACAAGGCAUGAUCAAAAGAUACUGAUGAUAGAGAUAUGGUACGUAGUUUGUAUUUGUGAUGAAAUUCACUAGUACAUGCCUCAAAAAAUACUCUGGCCAGUCACCACUCUGCAGCCAUGGGUCCCCUUCAUAUGGCUGUGUUGGGGCACCGAAGUCCUGUUAAGUUUCCAAGGCAAGUUCAGGUCAGUGGUGGAGCUUGGUUUUUGGCCGGAGAGGGGCUGGAUGAAGUCGGUGCCUCCCUGAGCCGCCUGCAGUUUGCUCCUGCUGCCUCUAAGUGGCCUACACUGCUCGGUGAGUCGCUCUUUCUUUCUCUGCGAGCAAGCUCCCUUUUUCUCUGCCUCUCUUUCUCCCCUCCUCUUAUUCCAGCAGUCAGGCAGCUAAUUAACUGCACAGGCCGGCCUUCAGUGCAUAAUAUUGUAAUGAGGUAGGAGGGAGAGCCACAGCUGCUCCAGCAUGAGCAGCAGGCUCUGUUCCUGGUGCCAGGAACUAGGAAGGAGCUGAGGGUUUGUUUUUUUUUUUUUUUUUUUUCCCUUUGUAAGUUGACUGAAGCGUAGACCUUCCGAGCAGAUAAAGGCAGGUCUGCCUCCGAGAGCAUGAGCCGGGUGCCGGGGUCCUAGAGGAGCCUUGGGAAGAGCUGGCCAGGGACCGAAGAUGGGCAACCAGCCUGGGCGAGCGGAGGAGCACGACCAAGGAGCGGUCUCAGCUGCAAAGCGCACAGGGAUUCCAGCACCCCGGGAAAUAUCAUCAUCUGUAUCGAGAGAGAGAGCUGUAUUGCGUGGUCAAGCCAACACUAGGAAAACUCAGCCCAGCCCCACUUCUUCUGGUACACCGACUCCUACCAAACAUGUGCGUCCCACUAGCAAGUCAAAGCAGGAGAGUGAAACUGGUGACAAGGCUGUUUUGGAAUCUCAGGUUAAAGAACUCCUGGCAGAAGCAAAGACAAAAGAUUCUGAAAUUACCAGGCUCCGUUGUGAACUGAAGAAAUGCAAAGAGAAAGGGUUGCUUAACCCUGAACCUUCAGACCAAAAUUUAGAACCAUCGUCACCUGUUGACAUAGACCCACUAAUAAGGACCCUUCAGGAAAAAAACAGGACUUUUCAAAAAGAGCUUGCCAGCCUGGGAGAAGAAAACCGUGUUUUGAAAGAAAAAUUGCUUUAUCUAGAGAACUCUCCUCUCUCAGACACAACAACAAGCAGUGGAGGUGACAGCAGCCUCCCAACCCCAACUACCCAAGAAUCCAGUUUUGGAAGCCCAUCAAAAAAUGCAUUGAGAAAUGAAACAGAUGAGCACAGGCAGCGAGUGAAUGGGGGCGCACUGCGCAACUCAGGCUCUUCCAGCAGCGAUGUCACUAAAGCUUCCUUGUCACCUGAUGCGUCAGAUUUUGAACAUAUAGCAGAUAUACCUUCCAGGCCAACAUCCUCCAACAGCAACCACGUCAAAGGUUCCAAAUGCUCCACUACAGGAAGUUCUCCAAACAAUAUUAGCGACCUUUCUGUUGCAUCUCUUACAGAGAGAAUACAGAAAAUGGAGGAGAAUCACCAUAGCACAGCAGAAGAACUACAAGCCACUUUGCAGGAGCUGUCAGAUCAACAACAAAUGGUGCAGGAGCUGACAGCAGAAAAUGAGAAGCUAGUGGAAGAGAAAGCUCUCUUGGAGACUUCCUUUCGUCAACAUAGAGACAGAGCAGAACAGCUGAGUCAAGAAAAUGAAAAGCUAGUGACUCUCCUCCAAGAGCGGUCCAAGAAUGAAGAAAGCAGAGCUCAGGAGGGGAAAGUCCUUGAACUGGAACAGAAGUGUGCAGAAGUUCUUGAAAAAGCACAGUUUGAAAGAGAGAAAUUGCUUAACAUUCAGCAACAGUUAACCAGCAGCCUGAGAAGCUUAGAAAGGGAGCAUCAAGAUGCCCAGCAGGUGAUUAAAGGCCUGAGAGGUGAAAAUGAGAAGCUGCUUAAACUACUAGAAGUGGAACAGCAGAGCAACAGCACAGUUACAAAAACUCUGGAGGACUGUAAAAUUGCGUUGGAAGGUCUAAAAAUUGAGAAUGGGUCUCUAAAAACCCAGUUAGAGAGUGAAAAACAAAAGGCUGCCGAAAUCAAUGCAAUGGGAUGUACUACUGACACCUCGGAGGUGCAAGAGAUGCUGAAAGUAGCCCAUGCAGAAAAGGAUCAGUUAGAAGCAUCUUGUACCGAGCUUAAGCAAGAGCUGCUGAAGGCUAACAGUGAACUGAAGCAUGUUCAGGGGCUGCUAUCUAAGGCUGAGAAUGAGUGUGGUCAGCUGAAGGAGGUGUGUGACCGGCAGGCUGAGCAACUGAGCAGAACCAGCCAGAAGUUGCAGGAAAAAACAUCAGAGAACGAAGCAGAUAUCAAAAACCUGAAGGAGACCAUUUUCGAGUUGGAGGACCAGGUGGAACAACAUCGUGCUAUCAAACUUCACAACAACCAGCUCAUCAGUGACCUAGAAAGUAAAACAAUGAAGCUGGAGGAGCAAAAACAAGAUAUAGAGAGGCAGUUGAAGACUCUGACUAAGCAAAUGAAGGAAGAUACAGAAGAAUGGAGGCGUUUUCAAGCCGAUCUGCAGACUGCAGUGGUUGUAGCCAAUGAUAUUAAGUGUGAAGCCCAGCAGGAGCUCCGUGUAGUGAAGAGGAAGCUUCAGGAGGAAGAGGAGAAGAGUGCUAGACUGCAAAAGGAGCUGGAUGAAGUGAAGGGCAACAACAGGCUGACAGCUGAAGAGGUAGAAUCUAUAGAGGCAGAUACAAGCAACCGCUGGCAAGGAGUCUGCAUUAACAGAGCAUCUCCCACGCCAUCAGAAUCUGCAGCCACUGUGAAGUCGCUGAUAAAAUCAUUUGACUUAGGAUGUUCAGGUAGCACUGGACAAAAUAUCUCAGUUCACAAGGUCCCCAGGAGCCCUCUAAGUGGAAUUCCAGUGAGGACAGCCCCCGCAGCUGCUGUUUCCCCCAUGCAGAGACAUUCUGUUUAUAACAAUACAAAGCCAGCCAGCAAAGGGGUUGCCAAGCACGCAGAACUUUCAGACCUUCCUCUUGCAGACCUUCUGAAGGGGAGAAAUGAAGAGCUGAAACCAGACCAUUACCUCCGUAAAAGCCCGUCCCUGGAAUCCCUGAGCAAACCCCCUAUGGCCUUCAGCAGCAGAAUGCUUACCUCAACCUCCAGCAGCUUGAAACCCCAAAGCAAACUCAGUGUGGAGAGAAAAGACCCAUUGGCAGCCCUUGCCCGGGAGUAUGGUGGUUCGAAGAGGAACGCUCUGUUGAAAUGGUGCCAAAAGAAGACAGAGGGCUACCAGAAUAUUGAUAUUACCAACUUCAGCAGCAGCUGGAGUGAUGGGCUUGCCUUCUGUGCUCUGCUGCACACGUAUUUGCCUGCACAUAUUCCUUACCAGGAGCUCAACAGCCAGGAUAAAAAGAGGAAUCUGCUGUUAGCAUUUCAAGCUGCUGAAAGUGUAGGCAUCAAACCCAGCCUGGAACUCAGUGAGAUGAUGUACACAGACCGGCCAGACUGGCAGAGUGUGAUGCAGUACGUCGCCCAGAUUUACAAGUACUUUGAGACCUGAGACACAGAGCAAGAGGUGGACAGAAGUGGGGAAGAGAACAAAGAAUGCCACAGAUGCACUCGAUCACUUUAAAAAUCCCCUUGCUCCUCUUCCACAACCAACCUAAGCUCUUAGUUUGAAAGAAAGCUUUUUCAUAAUUUUGAUUACAUCUGGGACUACAACCAAAUAAAUAACCAUUGUCCAUCUAUACAAACCAAAUUCAUCUGCGAUUUUAUUCUCACAUGAAAAUUGCAAGAUGUUUUCAAAGAGGCCUGGGUUAUUUCUGAAGAAGAUUCCUUGUGCUAAACAAUGUUUGCCUCAAACCAGGCUCUACCAACAGGAGACCUGCCACGAAAUGAAGUUUUAAGUCAAUGUGGACUAUGCUGGCACUCAAGGAAAGCUGGGAAGUUAAUACAAAAGCUCACAAAACUGCUCUUCUUGCCAAAACAUGUUUAACUCAUCCCAAAUAAGUUUUUUUUUUCCUCCAUAUAUUUUAUAAGACAUUGUGACAAACCUGUGUGUGUAAAACCUUAACCGGAGUUAUUCUCACACAUCCGACCGAGUAAGUCUGCUAGGUUGCUUGCCGUAGCUUAUCCAGCAGGAUAAUACCACAGUCAUUUGUAACUUGGGAACCACGCUGUGUUCAACUACCAGUUAGCGAGAGAACUCUAGAAGAACAAGUUAGGUGCUGGGACUCCAUUUCAGAUCAAACUGAAGUAAUCUCAGAGAAAAAUAGCAUUAUUACUGCAGUUUCAUUACUAUAGCUUCACUGUUAAAGGAAGCCAGAGCCUUAUUACCCAGCUGGCUGUACAGACACUUACCAUAGGAAUAUUGCAAAUGUAAGUUACUAGCUUUAGUUCUACAAGGUGCCAGUAAUCAGGUGGUGCCUCUCUGAGCAAUACAGUGACAUCUCAGUAGUUCAUAUUUUGUGGAGUAACUUCUCUCCUGUGUUAAACUCUUAAAUGCUUAGAAGUGGGGUUACGCUGUAAAGGAACACAGUACUGUAUUGGUAACAAUGACAGCUGAAGCUUCACUCUGCAAGCUGCCAUGUAGUACUGUGUUCCCCUCUCUGCAUCACAGAAAUCUCCAAGGCGCCAGAGAAUGGCUUUUCAGCUCAAUAAUACUGUUAGUAAAAUGUCUGAAAGAUACUGUUUAAUUUACAUUAGACCAUUUCUCUUAUUUCACCCCAUGAAGUUAAAUGUUCUGUUUGUCUCCAGUGGGAGCAGGAUCGAGCAGGCUGCUUAAUUUGUUCUAGGAGCAGGUCUUUGAGAGGAUGGUGUACAGGAUCUUAUAGAAGGCUGCCUAGCUGCUUUAGAUUAUGCUGGUAGAAGAAAGGAGUUGUUUAGUUAGGUUGUUUAACCCUGGGACCCUGACCGAAUGCAUCGUGGAAGUUAAUCAUAGGCAGCUAGGUAUCUUGAAGAAGAAAAUAAUAGCAUGUGCUUACUGCUCUUAGCACCUGAACAGAAAGCUCAUGAAAUAGAAACAGGUGAUUUCGCAGAGGAAGCUUGUUGUUUCAGGUUUUCUGGGGCUUUGCAGGUGGCUGAUCUCAGCCUCUGGCUUCCCCAUAGUACUUUGGUGGGGGGAUAUUGUUUGGUUUUUUUUCUAUACCAUUUAAUUAGUAAACAACCUAUUUCAAACUUUGGUUUUCUCACAGCAAAACAGAGAACUAGGGGAUAGAUGACAGCAGCCAAGGUCAGUGAGUGCCUUGAACAGGAAGGAAGCUGGAGCAAUACAACGUAUGCCUGUUUCACAGAAGGAGAAAAGCAUCACUUGUUCCUGAGUCUGACAUUUAUUCUAAUCCACCACCCCAGGAAGGUCUGAUUCCAAUCUUUUGAGAGUCCAUGUGAUAAAAAGUGGCACGCACUUACAGUGCUCUUGGACUCUUUGGUGUCAUCCUAUACUUUGAGAAAGCAGUUGUAAAUGCUGGCUAGAGUUAUUUCCUUGCAAGAGAGUGCUUUCUAGAUUAAAUUAAGUCCUCAGUAAUUUUUGGUGUACACUCUGGCAUCCCUAGAGAACGUAGGAUGUGUUGCUCUAAGUGUUCUCAAGUAUAAGUUUCCCAUUAUGUGAUAAGAGGGAAGAGAAAAAUAGUUGCUAAGCAGAGUUCAUUUAGGAAGGGAGCCACACUGCACAGCUCCUUCGCCUUGUGGAUGCAGCAGGCUCUUUUCCCUUGAGGUAUCCGUUGGCAGAGAUCCUAACUCUCCAACGGGCUCUAGUUCAAAGCGUGGUGAAGUCAACACAGAAAAUUCCAUAUUCCUCAGUGGGCUUUGGAUUGGACACUUGGAGAGAUGAGAAAAACUGUUUUCAUUCCCAGAGUCUGGAAAACAUUUCAAAGUCAGAGGGCUCCACAUGAUCUAAAAAAGAAAUAUAACCUUAACCCUUUGUUGCUGGAAAUGCCUGUGUUCCUGAUGCCUGUCCAGAUGUACACUGUGUACAUACCUUAUCUAAUAUGUCAGUUGCGUUUGCUUCGAGCACUGCUCUGACAUCUAUUCUCAUCUGUUUCUCUGAGACUGAUUUUAGCUUUACAAACCAUUCCACCACUUGAUCUAGCAGCUUUUGAUUUUUUAAAUCAAUUUUGCAAAGCACUGUUCCUGUCGUCUCUUUGCAGCUUUUCUCAUACCCCCAAAUAGUCCAAACACUAAUUCUACCCAAUUGUAAUGGUAUAUUCUUAAAAAUAAUCUUACUUGCCUGGGAGUUAGAACAAGUUGUCCUCUGUCAGCAGGAACAAAGAUACUCUGUUUUACCAGUUGCUCAGUGUUACUUUCCAGUGUUCAAAACUGCAAAGCAUCUCACUGUGAAAUGCUGAUGAUUUGAGAUUGAGAUGCUCUUCCAGGUUAUUUUUGAGAUGAAGGACUGUGUUUAUUUGUUCAUUUACCUGUUACUAUAUUGCAUAUUUCUCCUUCCCUUUGAAUCUUGCACAGUUACGUUUCUAGACCCAGAUUUUCAGAAGUAAGUGUUGUUUUUUGUUGCUGCCUAAAAAUUUGAAUAAGAAUUUGUCCUGUACAAGAUGCUGCAAACCAGCCUGGUUUUCAGAAAAUACCAAGCAUCUGCAGGCUCUUGUUAGACAUCUCCAAUUGGAACUGCAAAAUGAAAGUUCUAGCUGACUUUGAUAUUAAAGAGCUUGUUAAUUAAGAUAAGCUACAGUGUAUAGGAAUAAUCUUCAUAGAAGUUUUAAGAAUCCUCUGAAAAUGUGCUAGAUUGGAAUAUGUGAUGAUAUGACAUGGAUAGUAUGAUGUGUGGUAUUACUGACAGCUUGCCUGGCUUUGCCUCUUAGGAGUAAUGGAUCUUUCCGUGAUGCAGGCUGAUUAAAUCUCUUCACCAUGUGUUCCCUAAAUAUACCCUAACUCUAAAACGCACCUGCACACAGCUGUGUGUGUGUGUGCUUGGGUAGUCCAUCAGACUGCAAGAAACCAUGGAGAUGGUUUGGGUUGAGCACGUGAGAAGAAUGUUUAAGAUGAGGAUUUCGGUGAAGUUCCAGGGAGGGGUAUUGCAUCGUGUAGCUGUUGUACUAGAGCUGCUAGAGAGGGAAGGAAAUUAGAAGUAUGAAAAGUGUAUGAUCUGACUCCCAGAAUUUCUGGUGGUUCAUAGAAGGUGCGAAGUAUUUCAUGGCUUGGGAAGGUACAGGGGAGUUGAGAAGCGAGCCCAGAGUCAGCUCUCUGAGAAGGUUUUCUAGAAAGGCUGAUGAGCUGUUCCUGAAAGUACGCAGUGAAACUGAAUGGAGUGAAAGUCCAGUAUGUGAGGAGAGGGGGCACAUAUGGGAAAUGUAUGCCUGCGCCUUUGUGGACAGCAAAGGAUGCGGAUGUCUGUAGGUUUUCAGCUUGAGAGUCCUUGCUGAUUGUCAUCUUGAGUGGCGUUUCUCCUAAGAGUGCAGCCUGGGAUGGAGCUUGGAAGAUGAGGAGGGAAGAGAGCACACAGCUUGCUGCCUCUACCAGGUUUGCCCUCCUGUGCCUGUGAUAUUCAAGAAAAUGCACAGGAGCCAAAGACUUCCCUGUUUUUCCUGUGCUGCAGCAAGGCAGCCGUACGAAGCAGACUGAUUUUUGACUUAUGCAGAUUCUCCAGUUUCUUCUCCGUGAAGCACAUUCUCUUCCUUGAGUUUUGGCAGGUUUUCAUAAUUAUUAUUUUUUUUCAGGUUUUCUGUGUGAUUGUUCUUGUUUUAUAUGUGCAAACAGUAUGUGCAAGUUUUCUGUCCAAACCAAAUAGGUGCACGCUGGCAGAAUGAUUGCAUCUGCCCGGUGUGAUUCCUGACCUGGAGCUCUUCAAAAUCUUGCUUUUGGCUUUGCUGAUUUUUCUGUCUCACUUCCUUGGCAAUGAAAAUGAGAGCGUUGGCUCAUCCAGUUGUAGGUUGUUUGUACCUCCCUCAUCUUUCUCUGCUUACGGUACCAGGUCUUCCAGCAGGAAGUAUCUGACGGGGCCAGCUGUUUGCAAAGCUGUGCCUUGGGUAUCUGAUCAGAUGCAGAGUCUGUAUGGGAUGAGAUUAUGCAUUUUCCUGUCAGAAGAGGGCUUUUGCCUAAAAAGACUCAGGGCACUGAGCAUUAAGACAUAUUUUUAAACCCAGCAAUAACUUCUACUAUGCUAGACUAGAUGUUUUUUAUCAACUCCAGUGCCAUUUAGACUCACCCACCAAUGUGGUGUAGAAUCAAGCUUAUAACUUAACCAGGGUUAACAUUUUUCACAACUGACGGUCUCUACAUUUUUAACUUGCACGUGUGCCAAGUUCCGUUGGGCAGGGCUGGACACAAUGUUUUUAUUGAUUAUUGGUCCAGGCUCCAGUUUGUCAUAUAGGAUAACCAUCUCUAAACUGUCAAGUUCUUUUAGCUUUCUCUGUUGGAUACAGAUGUUACAUCGUAAUCUAAUUUAUACAAAGAGCACAUUAGAAUGUAUAUACUAGGCAUUGCCAAAUUUGGACAUGCUAAUAUUUAAAGAUUAACAUUAUUAAAAUGUAUGAUGCAAAAAUCUGUGUAAUAUUUCUAAUAAAUCUUUUUCUGUUUC